AUGAAUCCAGCUCCCGUAUACCAUCCUCAUAAGCCUCCAUUUCCACCCGCUUACCAUCAACAACCACCGCCACCGAUGCCUGGCAUGAUUUCACCUGGGGAGAGUAGGAGAACGCCGAAUGAGGUGGAACCCGCCCAACGGCAAUCCCUCCCGUCUAUAUCAGAAGUUUUCUCGGGGGCCAAGCCAAGUCAUUAUUCACCGACUCCUACAACCUUGGCCGGUGCUCAUAGUCUUCCUCCCCCAUUAAGAGCUGAGCCGCCACCGGAAUCACGGUCGGUUCCGCCAGCACAUGAAGAUAAGUUCUUCCGUUAUCCUCAGCGAUCAGAUAUCGGGCCACCGCCAGGCCCUCCUGGGCCUCCAAAUUCAACAUAUGCGUUCCAAGAGCAGCGCGAUCCUGCUAAGCCGCCAGAAUCGGUAUCAAAUUCUCAUGCGAACCCUCCGCCUCCAUACCCGCCAGGUCAAUACCCACUACCUGGGGCACCGAUCUCUCCUCAUCAUCUUGGUCCUUCUUUGCCGCCUUACGAUCAAUCACGGCCACCUCCUCACAGCGAUGAAGAGUAUGGGAUGCAUAGAAGCCGGUAUGAUUCUGCUACUCUAAAUCGGCAUUUUGAGUCGUGGGGCUACCAGGAUUGUUUAAACAAGUUGGUGUGGACUUCAAGAACGGUCUGCAAUUUCGCUGAGGCGUAUAGUAAGAUUGCGUCGGAGCAGCACGGCGGGCAGCCCAUCCCAGAACGCUUGCCAAGUGACCAGGAGGUUUCAAGCAUGCUCGGAAAUGUAGAAUUUAUUAAGCGUUCCCUCGAAAACCUCCGAGAAAUAGUACAACAUAGUUUAGCGACUGAAAAGGCCCGGGAAGGUCGCGGUAAGGGGCCGUACGAAGGGGAUGACGAUAUAAGCAUGUAUGGCGAUGGCAUGAAACAACCAUACGGGCUUAGCGAGGUCAAAAAGCGACGAGGCCGUGCAGCACCUCCUGGUCGGUGUCAUAGCUGCAACAGAAUUGAUACUCCAGAAUGGCGACGGGGACCCGACGGUGCAAGAACAUUGUGCAAUGCAUGCGGACUUCAUUACGCUAAACUCGAAAGGAAACGCCAGAUGGAGCAACGCUCUAUUCGACCCAAAACCGUCGAAGAGCGCGUUUAAGUUCAGCAUCCGGAUUUUGAUCCAAAUAAUCCAAAGCUGCGGUAUUACAAUAAUUCAUUGUCCUAGCCUCUCAGGGGCAGGGCAAAGGUGAUGUGUGGUCAUUAUUCUGGAACAUGACCAGUCAAUAAUUUCAUCGACAUCUACCUUCUCGAUCUUCCGAGAUUUACCAUGCAGCUAUCAGCAAAUAUCGCACUUGUAUCCUACUCCGGAACAUAUAACGUGUUAAUUAUUAUACCCGAUUCGGAGCUACGCUUUUCAGUCAGUUCUAUUGUUGCUACUGUCACUUUCGUUGUAUAUACCCUCAUCUGGGCAAAGGAACUCGGGAGAUCACGUCAGGGCAUCGUUUGGCGUCUGGCUGUUUCUCAAUUUGACGUUCUGGGUGGGUUUAUGAAAUCCAGACAAUGGGGAACUGGCUGGUGGAGUUACAUAUAUGGGAGGUUACAUUUAGCAUCUUAGCAGCGCAAGUACGAUGAGCCAAGAGAUGGCAUGGGCAAACCAAAAAGAAAAAAACUCGACCCGUUAUGUGGUGAUAGACAGGGAUACGAUUUUCCCUCUUUAUAUUCAGAGAUAGUGACGCGAGUCCUCUUUUGGUCUGGUAGAUAAGAUCCGACUUAUUCACCUCUCCGUCGUACCACAGUGACGACUUUGUCUAGACUCAGCUCGUUAGUAGCAUUCCCGAUAGGAUUCCUACUGGAAUCUUAGUAUAAAUAUAGACGUUAAUACCAUAACCUUUGAUAUCCGGGUUG
Messenger RNA from Daldinia loculata, 1883 nucleotides. RefSeq lists its product as uncharacterized. Gene Ontology annotation, molecular function: zinc ion binding; sequence-specific DNA binding. The transcript is spliced from 3 exons. Bases 1 to 1137 code for a protein of 378 amino acids. The record is from RefSeq and is a predicted model, not a curated record. Gene Ontology annotation, biological process: regulation of DNA-templated transcription. NCBI's taxonomy places the organism in Eukaryota, Fungi, Ascomycota, Sordariomycetes, Xylariales, Hypoxylaceae.